Messenger RNA from Pyricularia oryzae 70-15, 3126 nucleotides. RefSeq names its product IQ calmodulin-binding domain-containing protein. Gene Ontology annotation, molecular function: protein binding. The transcript has a single exon. The coding region runs from base 757 to 2682 and encodes 641 amino acids. The record is from RefSeq and is a predicted model, not a curated record. NCBI's taxonomy places the organism in Eukaryota, Fungi, Ascomycota, Sordariomycetes, Magnaporthales, Pyriculariaceae.
UAGUCAACCAGCUAACUGCAUCUACUGUCGAUGCUUACAUACAUAUGUAUUGUUCGUAAUCUGUAUGUCUUUUUUUUCUGUUGCAAUUGUCAAUUUGCUAUGUUCUUGUCUCAAGCGCAUACGUCUAGCUUACCCUACCAAUUUGGCUGAUGCACCAUCGGAUUUUGGUGGAUCAAAAACCUGAUGCAGAACGGGGCUGGUGCGCUGCGUUGCGCUGACCUACAAAAUCAAAGGUGCCCGCGCGCUCUCACUUGUUCAGUCGCUUGUCUAAGAUCGGGCCCGUUUCCUGUGACGGUCUUCUCGCGUGGUCUUAUGACGGCUUCAUUUGACGAUAAAAUAAUAGCUCUUCGUUCUUGGUCACGCGCUUUUGCUCCUUUACCGUCACCAACCCAAGCGUCCAAAAUACCGUACCUCACCAAGCAACAUUCAGUCCUAAUGCAGAUCCGGUGAUGUAUGGGAAUCCCCUCCUUGCACAUUCACCUUUUUUUUCAGAAGUGGCCUGCUGUCACCUCACUCGCAUGUCUACCUACCUUACCUUGCCGACCUACCUACCUACGAAUAAGACGUUCACCAUCGAAUGACAUUUUACUUUGCGAGCGAUGCCAUUGAAACGUGCCUGCUCCAGCAACCAUUUUCUUUACUGUCAUCUAAUACCAGCGUCUGCGGGUCCAUAGAUACAAUACUUGUAUUCACGCUUGCCUGGGUGGACUCGUGUCCCUUACCACAGCAGCCGUGACUGGCAUAGACAGACAGAAAAUGGCUGAGGACAAAUCAUCUGAGCCGGUACAUGCGGACGCUGGGCGGGCGGAGCUCCUCCCGUCCCCUCCAAAAAGACCGCGUUCAGCUGCGUGUCAAGAGUCCACUGGGACUAAACCAGAGGCCAACGACUCGUCGGAAUCGAGGCAGAAAUACCUCGAAUCUUUAAUACCACCAUCGACAGAAGUGUUUAAUCGGAUAGCGUGCAUCCAGAACCACCGCGAGGAUGAGAUCAGGCGCAUGUCUCGUGAGCACAAGCGCCCCUCUACUGGUUCAAAAUCACCUACCCAACCUUCACAUGCCACGCAUAGUGCCGGACGGCCGGCUGUCGAGGAAGCAACCGCGGGGAGCCGGCCUACCAUUAUCGAUGACAUCCUCCUCACGCGUGCUGCCACUCUGAUUCAGAGAACGUACCGCGGCUACCGCACCCGGAGGCAGAUGUCCGGGCUUACCGUCGAUGCAGACACGAGAUGGGCGCACGCUUUGCGCGAGGCACGAUUCCGUGAGAUUACCAAACCACGACCACGAUCCUGGUCUGGCGAGGCGGCCGGGGGUGUCGGUGCUGCUAAUCCACAGAAUGGUGACGCCGGCAAACGUUCCACUGCCGCCAGGCGAAAUUGGAGGAAAGCGGCGAUCGUUGCGAGGAGGGCUGGCUGGGAUGAGGAUUCGCCCUCGGGUUCCAGCUCGGAUGAGUCGAUUGUGUCUUUGCGGAGCAACAUGGACGAAGAAGAGCGCAAGGCUGCCAGGAGGCGGAGACAGGAAUCGAGGGCGAGGAUGAAAAAGGCGGCCCAAACCAUGGGGUUGCAAUACUUUCUGGAAAUGGUGGACCAGAAGCACCGGUAUGGCUCGAAUCUGCGGACAUAUCACGAUGAGUGGAAGAAGUCCAAUACCCACGAGAACUUCUUCUACUGGCUAGACUUCGGCGAGGGAAGCAACUUGGAGAUGGAAGCUUGUCCCCGCGACCGGCUGGAAAGGGAGCAAGUCCGGUACCUUAGUCGAGAGGAAAGGCAAUACUACCUUGUCAGAAUCGACGCCGAGGGACGGCUGUGCUGGGCAAAGAAUGGUGCCAGGAUAGACACUACAGAGGAUUGGAAGGAUUCGAUCCAUGGCAUCGUGCCUAAGGACGACAUUACCCCAGCCUACAGCCCUGAGCUUGGACAGAAAGCCCGGGCCCCGGGCCGUAGUAUCACAGGCGGCACGAGUAGUGGGAGUGCUGAUUCCCGGGCGUCGGAUUCUGAGCUUGAGGCAGCACGAGCGGCCAAGUAUGCGAACCCAACCCUCGACGAGGCCAAGGGCAUCAAGAAGGUUAGCCAUGUUUCGGCGGCCACAAUCUUCAAUAAGAUGCUGCGUAAAUCUGUCAGGAAGAACACGUGGAUAUUCGUUGCCGACACAUCGUUCAGGCUGUACGUCGGUAUCAAGGAUUCUGGUGCCUUCCAGCACUCUUCCUUUCUACAAGGCGGCCGAAUCUCAGCGGCUGGGCUGAUCAAGAUCAAGAAUGGGAGACUCAAAUCAUUGUCACCCCUCAGUGGGCAUUAUCGUCCUCCUGCUGCCAAUUUUCGCGCCUUUGUCAAGUCUCUAAAGGACAUGGGCGUCGACAUGACCCACGUCUCAAUCAGCAAAAGUUAUGCGGUUCUCGUGGGCCUGGAGGUCUACGUGCGCACGAGGCAAAAGAGCAAGCGCUUUGUUCAGAAGCUGAUUCACGGAAAGGACAAGAUUGUCGCACCGGAUGAGGUUGCUAAAAGGCGCGAGGCCGAGAAGGACAACAGCCAAAGUGCGGCGCGAGAGAGAGAGGUGCUUGAGCGAGAGGCUAGGAUGAGGCGGGAGGACAAGAAGGGUGUGCGGAUGCUGAGAAAACUUGGGGUCCAGCCUGAGCUCGAUAAUGCAGCUGACCAGGAGCCAGAACCGCGGGAUCUUGUUACAGGAUAAGGGACGAAGCUGCAGGCCAGGUUUGAUAAUAGGGGUUAACACGAGAAGCGACAUCAUACCGACAUGCCAUUUGAGGCUGUCACCUGGGCAGUUUUAAUCUACUAAUUCCUUUACCACACAGUCAUCUUGUUUAUUACAGAUACCCUAUUUUUUUGUAGCUCUGUGUUCGUCCAGCUCUGAUUUACCGUCAACUUCAGGUCUUAUAUGUCGCAUGCCAUUUGUUGACUAUUUACUGUGGUGGACGAAACAACCCGAUUUCAAACCUAGCAGUGUCGUCUCAUAUCUGUCAAAGGCACUGAGAUAUACAAGGUUCUUCAUCCAUACCAUACUAAUGCAUCUAACAUUACUAGUUCUCUUAUGUAUAUGAAGUGGAAGUUGCUGUAUAGAAACAUGUACAAUAAGCAAUGCCUGUAGAGAUGAAGCCAUACGAAAAGGAUCAGACGC